Molecule: messenger RNA, 3222 nt
Organism: Nelumbo nucifera (sacred lotus)
Lineage: Eukaryota; Viridiplantae; Streptophyta; Magnoliopsida; Proteales; Nelumbonaceae
Product: oxysterol-binding protein-related protein 1C-like
Cellular component (GO): cytosol; membrane
Molecular function (GO): sterol binding
Source: RefSeq, a predicted model, not a curated record
UACAGAAGAAAAUAAUAAAAAAAAAAACAAGAGAAAAGGAAAAUAGGAAAUUCCAAUUUCCAUGUCCCAGCCAGGGAGCGCGUAUUUAAGGCAGCCAGACUGGGAGUUCCCACGGAUUGUCUUUGUCGCCGUAUUGUCGUAGGAUUCCGGUGAAAAAUUGCCGGAUUCCUUAACUCUCCGGCAGCUUCCAGUUUCAUGCGGGGGCGGAGUUAUCGGAAUCGCUGUUCUUGGAGAUAGAUUUCUCGUCUAAUUGCAAAGAGAGAAAAAAAAGGGAAAAGAUAUAUAAAUAGAUGAUCGCAAAUAAAUUACCGUUCAAAGGACGCAAUUUCUGCUCAUUGUUACCCGUCAAAUAGAAUCAAGUUUCGCCGCCUGGUUUUCCGGCGAACCACCAUCACCACUACCGCCGCAACCAUCAAGACGGAUAUUGGUUUUGAACUUUUAAUAACUAGUUCUUUGUCUUCUUCCGGCGCACAGUAAUUCCGUGUUUCGGAAUGAUCUGAUCGUCAGAUCCUUCAUGCAUCCUUUCUGCUGCGUCUCCACCGUCUCCGAACGAAACCAGGCAGCGACGUCAUCUCCGUUAACGGACUUCUUUGACAUGCCUCCGCAUCCACCGUCCGCCACUCGCAGCCGUGAUACGUCUCCUCAUGGCGCUUCUGUCAAUCUCAACGGCAAUAACGUCAAUGGCUUUCGAGGCAACGGCGUGAACCACAACUGCGGGAAUAGCAAUAACAACGGCGGAGAUCACGGCCGGACGAUGCAGCGAGUAGUUCCGUCGACGAACGACUUCUCGUCUAGGCCGCCGUCAACGAACGAUCCCCAGCUGUUGUUGGGGGAUCACCGGGAGGUCAAGAUCAACGACAUCGUCGGGAAUGGAAUCUCCGGGAUUCUUAAUAAGUGGGUGAAUUACGGGAAAGGUUGGCGGCCUCGGUGGUUCGUGCUCCAGGAUGGCGUUCUGUCGUACUACAAGAUCCAUGGUCCUGAUAAGAUCGUUGUCAAUAAAGAAACUGAGAAAGGAUCAAAAGUCAUCGGUGAAGAAUCGAUCCGUCGUGUCUCCCGCUCCAAGAACGGCCAAACCCAACGAAGUCGCAAGGCAUUCGGUGAAAUUCACCUCAAGGUUUCUUCAAUUCGGGAGAGCAAGUCGGACGACAAGAGGUUCUCGAUUUUUACUGGGACAAAGAGGCUGCAUUUGAGAGCGGAGACAAGGGAAGAUCGAGCUGCAUGGAUGGACGCAUUGCAGGCGGUGAAGGACAUGUUCCCGCGGAUGUCGAACAGCGAGCUAAUGGCUCCUGUAGACAAUGUUUCUGUCUCAACGGAGAAGUUGAGACAGCGGCUAUUGGACGAGGGCGUUAACGAGUCGGCGAUUCAGGAGAGCGAGCAGAUCAUGAGGAACGAAUUCUCGGCGCUGCAGAACCAGCUCGUACUCCUCAAACAGAAACAAGUGCUCCUCCUUGACACACUGCGGCAGUUAGAGACAGAAAAAGUUGAUUUGGAGAAUACACUUGUUGAUGAGAGCCAAAGACAAUCAAAGGAACAUGAGUCUUCAAAUAGAUCAAGACAAGAAAAAUAUAGUGAAGGAAGUGCUACUGAAUCUGAGGAUGACAAUGAAAGACCUGAUGCUGCAGAGGAAGAAACAGAUGAUGAUGACAACACUUUCUUUGAUACACGUGAUUUUCUUUCAUCAAGCUCCUUUAAAAGCAGUGCAUCUGAUUUCCGGAGAUCAUCAUUUGAUUCUGAUGAUGAAGAGCUUUAUGCUGUUGAUUCUGAGGAUGAUAUUGAUAGUUCAAUUAAAUCUGUUGGUACUAACUAUCCUUAUGUGAGGCGGCGCAAGAAAUUGCCUAACCCAAUUGAAAAAGAGAAGGGAGUUAGCUUAUGGUCGAUGAUUAAAGAUAACAUUGGGAAGGAUCUCACAAAAGUUUGUCUUCCUGUUUACUUUAAUGAGCCACUCUCUUCUUUGCAAAAAUGUUUUGAAGAUCUGGAAUACUCUUACCUUAUUGACCGGGCCAAUGAAUGGGGUAGAAGGGGUAAUAGCCUUAUGAGGAUUCUAAAUGUAGCAGCAUUUGCUGUCUCUGGAUAUGCCUCUACUGAAGGAAGACACUGCAAGCCCUUUAAUCCACUUUUGGGGGAGACAUAUGAAGCUGAUUAUCCAGAUAAAGGCCUCCGAUUUUUUUCAGAGAAGGUAAGCCAUCACCCGAUGAUUGUUGCAUGCCAUUGUGAGGGCAGGGGUUGGAAAUUUUGGGCUGACAGCAAUCUAAAAAGCAAAUUUUGGGGUCGUUCUAUUCAGCUUGAUCCUGUUGGUGUUCUAACUCUAGAGUUUGAUGAUGGAGAAGUUUUUCAGUGGAACAAGGUCACAACAUCCAUUUACAACCUUAUAUUGGGAAAGCUUUACUGCGAUCACUAUGGUACAAUGCGUAUACAAGGGAACCAUGAAUACUCAUGCAAGCUAAAAUUCAAAGAGCAGUCAAUCAUAGACAGAAAUCCUCAUCAGGUACAUGGUAUUGUGCAAGAUAAGAAUGGAAAAACAGUAGCCACUCUAUUUGGAAAAUGGGAUGAGAGCAUGUAUUAUGUGAACGGAGACUGUUCUGGGAAAGGAAAAGGAUCGGAACCAUUGUCUUCAGCCCAUAUGCUGUGGAAACGGAGCAUGCCGUCCAAGUAUUCCACCAGAUACAACUUGACACGCUUUGCCAUUACACUAAAUGAGCUUACUCCUGGUUUGAAGGAGAAGUUGCCUCCCACAGAUUCAAGGCUAAGACCUGACCAAAGGUGCCUUGAGAAUGGGGAAUAUGACUUGGCAAAUGCAGAAAAGUUGCGGCUAGAACAGAGGCAACGACAGGCAAGGAAAAUGCAAGAGAGGGGUUGGAAGCCGCGUUGGUUUGCCAAGGAAAAGGGAAGUGAUACAUACUGCUAUGUUGGUGGGUACUGGGAGGCUAGAGAACAGGGGAACUGGGACUCCUGUCCUGAUAUCUUUGGUCAAGUCCCAUCAGAUCAAAUGCUCGACUAAGUUGAAGGCUGACAACGGGAGCUGCUUAUCAUGACCUUUCCCAACAAUUUUUUCUAUUACUGGAGUGGAUUGGCUAUCGAUGCUCGCCAUUUUCGAGCAUUUGAGAUGUCAAUUGUAUCCAUGUAAGCAGAGUAGAUUAGGGUGUUGGAAUUCAAUAAAAGAAUUCUUUCUCUCUCUCUCUCAUACACGCGUAUGGUUUAAGGUUUUCCAGGUCUUUCAGGUCA